GUAGUGGUAGGGUAGGAUUGUGAUUUGUGAUUGUCGAUGUCGAAUGUCCCCUGUUCUUUCUUAUUGCAGUGGCGUUGGUCACGUAUAUAUUUGCAUAAAUCAUCUCGGAAUAAAACCAGCAUCAUUAAUAAUUAGAAAGUAAUAUUGUUUAUAAGAUAAAAGUCAGCCGCCGGAAUAUUGAGGAUUUCACUUUGACAUGUGGCAGUGAAGAUCAUAAUCAGUGGUAACAAUGUUUAGAAGCAAGAUAAGGAUACACACAUGCCGGAUAAUAUUACUGACAUCAUUGGCAUGGCUUCUGAUCGAUGUGGUGCUGCUGGCAAUGUAUUCGGAUUGUUUCGGCGAUGGUUGCAAUAAAAGACCAGCAUUAGAUCAGGAGACUUGGCAUAAUGAAGCUGUCAGAGGGAAAAAAGCUGCUAUAGCAGCAGCCCAUCAUAAUAUAGAUGAUGAUGACACUAACAUUGAGGAGAAUGAGAUUCAUGACAUAGGGGAGGAAGGUCUAAUAUUGCCCCCAUAUCCAAAGUCUAGGCUGAAGCGAUGGUCACCUAUGCCCACAGUCCGGCCACAAGGGGAGCUACCUGGAGAGAUGGGCAAAGCUGUGAAUAUCCCAAUAGAGCAAGAAAAGCUGAUGCUGGACAAAUUCCAAGAAAACCAGUUCAAUUUGAUGGCCAGCGACAUGAUAUCACUCAACAGGUCACUCACCGACGUCAGAUUUGAAAAGUGCAAAGACAAGCCGUACCCAGAACUCCUGCCCACCACUAGCGUGGUAAUAGUGUUCCACAACGAGGCGUGGACGACCCUCAUCAGGACCAUAUGGAGCACCAUCAACCGGUCGCCGAGGCCGCUACUUAAGGAGAUCAUACUAGUAGAUGACGCGAGUGAAAAAGAGCACUUGGGCAAGAAGCUAGAGGACUACAUAAAGACGCUGCCAGUGUCAACGCGAUUGUUCCGAACUGAGAACCGUUCGGGUCUCAUUCGCGCUCGCUUGCUCGGCGCCAAACAUGUCAAGGGUGACGUCAUCACGUUCCUGGACGCGCAUUGCGAGUGCACUGAGGGCUGGUUGGAGCCACUGCUGGCGCGAAUCGUGGAAGACAGGUCGACGGUGGUAUGUCCCAUCAUAGACGUGAUCUCAGACACCACUUUCGAGUACAUACAGGCUUCUGACAUGACGUGGGGCGGUUUCAACUGGAAGCUCAACUUUAGAUGGUAUCGUGUGCCCGAACGCGAGAUGGCGCGGCGCGGCGGGGACAGGACGGCGCCGCUGCGGACGCCGACCAUGGCGGGCGGGCUGUUUGCGAUUGACCGCGAAUACUUCUACAAGAUCGGCUCCUACGACCAGGGCAUGGACAUCUGGGGGGGAGAGAACCUCGAGAUGAGCUUUAGGGUGUGGAUGUGCGGGGGCACGCUGGAGAUCGCGCCGUGCGCGCACGUGGGCCACGUGUUCCGCAAGACCACGCCCUACUCCUUCCCGGGCGGCACGGGCCGCGUCGUCAACCACAACAACGCGCGCCUCGCUGAAGUGUGGCUUGACGACUGGAAGAAUUUCUACUACAAAAUUAACCCAGGUGCGCUAAACGUGCCGGUGGGCGAUGUGAGCGAGCGCAAGCAGCUGCGCGAGCGUCUCAAGUGCAAGAACUUCCGGUGGUACCUCGAGAACAUUUACCCCGAGAGCCAGAUGCCGCUGGAUUACUAUUAUCUCGGAGAGAUUCGCAACGCUGAAACUUCAAAUUGCCUGGACACGCUCGGCGGCAAAGCCGGCCAGGCUCUGGGUAUGGGGUACUGCCACGGCAUGGGCGGAAACCAGGUGUUUGCUUACACGAAACGCAAGCAAAUAAUGUCUGACGACAACUGCUUGGAUGCUGCGCACCCGCGGGGCCCCAUCAAGUUGAUCCGGUGCCACGGCAUGCGCGGCAACCAAGAGUGGACCUAUGAUUCUAAGACACGUGUAAUCAAACACACGAACACGGGCAUGUGCCUGGAGAAGCCGGAGUCUGCGGACGUGUGGAAGCCCGUGCUGCGGCCGUGCAGCCGCGCGCGCGGCCAGCAGUGGCUCAUGCAGGUCGACUUCAAGUGGCAGGCCAAGCGCGCCCACGACCAGGACAGAUAGUCCACUGCGCCCGCGUCUACGCACGCUGCUAAGGAUCUACAACGAUAGACCAUAAAAGUCUUCCCCUCUCAUUAGAUAUCAAAAUUCCUCGUUUUUAUGUAUAUCUGAUGUUUUAUAUCUAUAAAAUUUUAUUAGUAUAUCUACGCGCGAGAUCCUGUGAAUCGUUGACAAUACAUAAAAUAUGCAGUUAUAUGUUGUAUUCAUCGUAAAUGUUGCUCAAAAUAGUAUUGCGUUGGGUAGUGAUGUCGCUGUAUUAUAUUCUCUAGAGUUACGAAGUUUAUGAUUUUUUAAAAUAAAAUUUUAUUUUUGUUUGGGAAAGAUAGAGAAAUUAGUGAUUGAGAUUUUUUUAUGUUGUGAUUGUAUUUACGCGUAGAGAGCUACUUUUUUGGGUGCCCUAUUAUAAAACAUUUUUAUAGUCUCAAUAGUAGUCUUCGGUAGUUUACACAGAUAUAUAGAUCAUAGAAUUAUAGAAAAGUUUUUUAAUCUUUUAAUGGAUACUCAAUAUAGUUGUAAAUCAUGAUAUUGUUCGCACCUUCGAACCGCAGCGAGCCGCGACGCUGAAUUUGCAUUUCUUUUUAAGACGGCAAAAUUAUAUUUUUGAAUUUAUUUAUUUAAAACUGCAAGUUGACAUCAGCGGAGUCGCGGGACGGGUUGAUCACAGAUGGUCCCAGAUGCAUUACGGUGAAGAGUCACGGUGCUAAACUUUGCCAUUAGGCGUACUGUGUUCAACCAUCCGGUCAUCCUGUUUACUGUACAACAAUAUAUUUUCAAUACUGUAUAGUGUAUCUGAUAAUAAGUUGUAACUUGCAGUUAUGGAAAUAGAGAAUUUUAUUUUUGUUACGUAAGAUUCCUCGUUUGGUUGGUUGGUUAGCGGCAGGAAUGCCACGGUUUGCCAAACUGCCUUAUAUUUGCCACUUUGUUGUUAGGACUAAUUUCUCGGCGUGCUGCGUGGUGGCAGCUAAAGUUUAUAUUGUUUUUUUUAAAAUACACUAUUGUGAAGUCCAUUUUUAUUUAGUCAAAAUUUAUUAAUUUGACAGCACGCCCAGAAAGCCGUCCUUAGUUUGUAUCUAGCUGGUAAAUAGUUAAGAACUUCCUAUAUGUUAAACAAUUUAAAAGACUACUUCCUAUAUCCUCUAUUUUCACAUUUACUCUACUAUUUGCGCAUGGGAGAUUAUAUACUGACAUUAUUUAUACUUUUAGAGAUAUAAGCAGGGUUGAUUACGUAUCCACGUUUGGUUGUUGCAUUUAUUGCACAGAGUGUUUAUAUAUUUAGCAAUGUGUGAAUCUGAGCAAGGUCUUUAGUAUGCUGUAGUUACUCUUGUUCAAUACUUUCUGACUUAAAUGUAAAGAAAAUCCUGUCACAAGCUCCAGUCACUGGAUUUCUAUAAUCUGUUAGAUUUUUAAUACUGUAUAAUCUGUUGCCUUAAUAAUUUUGAAUUUGUAUGUCGCAACACGUUUCGUGGUUAGAGAAUUGUAAUCUAUUGCUAAUUUUAGAUGAAAGUAUCUUGAUGGAAUUGCCUUCAUUUAGUUUUACACUUAGUAUUUCUUAUGAAAUUUUAUUUGCAUAUUUGUUAUUUAUCUUUGGGCCCCAUAAACAACGAAAUGUAUUGAAAAAAAAUUAGUAUUGUUUGAUAUAUAUACUUAUAUUAUAAUCAGGCGCUCGAUGAGAUUCUAAACGAGGGCCAGGUUUAGUCCUCUCGAUGCCGAAUUAUGUAUGUAAAAAAUGCAUUUUUAAAGUUAAUGAUUUUUAUUGCUUUUGAAAUAUUUAUUUUUGAGAAAUUCAACAAUAAAAUUGAUCAUAUCACUAAGUAUAUGAUGUAAUAAAGGAACUAGAUGUAGUAUAACAAUGGGAGAUAUAAUUAAUUUAUGAAAUUCAUCACAGUUUGUGUGUUAUACACUCUUGUUCGAUGGAGAUUAUCAAGGUUUGUUUGCCUGCGCAGGCGAUGGGUUUCUUUGUCACAUACUUGAUGUUUUUUCUUUAUCAUGGCCGAGGGUUGUGACCAUUAUGUGUAACAUAAUAGACAUUUAUGAAGUGGUUUGCAUUAUUUUCUCCAUUCAACGCACUAGAUUAUAAAUUAUCAAUGUGAGUGCAGGUUUCCUCAAGAUUAUUUCUUCACUGGAAGCAAGUAGUCGUUUAUUAAUUGUUACUACUUAAUUAAUACACGAGUCAGAUUUUUUUGCAAACUCUGUGACACGAGUAGGAUUUGAACCUGGGACCUGUCGGUUUACAGGCUUCGAGCAUUGGACCACCGCUUCAUGCAUUUCUCCACGUAGACGAUUAAAAACGAAUUAUCUAGUUUAGUUAUUCCUGUUAACAGACAAAGCCAUUUCCUGCGUAGGAUUUCAUGCUAUAUUAUGCGCUGCAAGAGCCUACAUUUUUCUGUUUACGGUCUUGCACGAACGGGUGUCGCCCGUUGGCCUCUGUAAAGUGAUAGUCGUAUGAAAGUGUAGUUAUUGUAAAUAAUUUGUUACGUGAUGAUUCGUCCAAUUGGUGAAUAUAAAAUAGCAUAUCUAGAAAUCAUUUACUUGAUAUAUAAUUACAAUAAUUCGACUAGUUUUCUAUUGAUAUACUGUUCCCUCCUAUUUGCAUUGCAAAAGCAUUUACGACCUCUGAAUCUCAAAUCGUAUUUGUUGGACGCAGUCAAGAGUGCCAAAAGCGUUUAUUUAUCGUAAAACAUUCACCAUUCCAAUAACAAACAAACCUGAUGUAACUUGAAAUAAAUAUUGUUUUGACUGAAUUUUA
Molecule: messenger RNA, 4847 nt
Organism: Plodia interpunctella (Indianmeal moth)
Lineage: Eukaryota; Metazoa; Arthropoda; Insecta; Lepidoptera; Pyralidae
Gene: Pgant5
Product: Polypeptide N-Acetylgalactosaminyltransferase 5
Exons: 14
Coding region: 230-2104 (624 amino acids)
Biological process (GO): protein O-linked glycosylation
Cellular component (GO): Golgi apparatus
Molecular function (GO): polypeptide N-acetylgalactosaminyltransferase activity
Source: RefSeq, a predicted model, not a curated record